This is a messenger RNA of Porites evermanni, 1628 nucleotides long. Lineage: Eukaryota; Metazoa; Cnidaria; Anthozoa; Scleractinia; Poritidae. The record is from the annotation of a GenBank genome assembly.
GCAGAGGAACAGCCUUUUUGUCAACCAGUUCCAGUUUCUAUUUUCAAGGUCUGUGCUUUUAUCUUGGCAUUAUUGUGGACCCUGCGGAACCAGGCAUCUUGUCAAAAGCUUCACUGUGGUGGCCUUUCCCCUGUUUUCUCAGAAUCGUUUUAGGUGUUAAGCUUUGUUCAGUGGAUAGGAAACAGAUAAGUGCAUCCUAUGGUGUCCAUUCAUUUCGCUCUAAAGUUGUUUCUCCGCUUAACAAAGAUGAUUUGCUGCAAAGUUGUAUAUAAACUCCAACAAGGGGUUUGUUACAUGGAACAGAAGGAAAUAUUAAAGUGAAGUUUCAAAAGUUUCAAAAAAUUAUUAUUAUUAAAACAUGUAACACCUACAUUAAACUGGUGUAAUAAUUAAUAUCCCCCCAGUGUUCUUAAUAGAACCCGUAACACCUGUCAGGAGUAUUAAUACUAAAUGUUAUGACUGUAAAAGAGUCUCAGUUAUAUAAAUCUCAAUUAUAUUAUCACAUGAUUGUAUGGCGAAUUUAACUUUUUAUGGUUUUUGUUGUUGUGUAGCCUACUUCACUUGUUCUUAAGGUAAGUAUCACAAAGUGACUACUGUAGGCAGUACAUCAACGGUGCUAACCUUCAACAGUUGUUUAAAAUUGCUGCUGCAUUUUUCACUGGUAGAUCACCAGUGUUGCUGACUCACAAUUCACUGCUGCAACUUGUUGAAGACUACAAUGAUUUUUUCAACUGAAUAAUUCAUGAGUUAGAGAAGAGCUGCAAAGGGCUGACAAAGAAGUUCCCUGUGAAUUUCUAUAUGAGAUUACACCAACCAGCUAAACUUAAGUUUAUCAAGUAACUAGAUCGAGGUGAUGACGUAUCUGCCAUAACACAUUAUGAGAUCAGAAUAAAUUAACAUCAGUGCAUAAAUGAACGGUUCAAUAACAAUGUCUUUUUCAACACCGAGAACCAAGAAAUGACCAGGUCUGGCUGUACUCUCAUGCGAGAAUGUGGGAAGUUUACUGGAGUUUGCUGACUUCUGAGUCCAGAGCCAGAGCCUGCUGUGCAGCUACCUCUUAAUAUAAUUGAAGAAAUAAUUUAUUGUGAAGGUUUCACGGGUGACCAAACUUCUGUGGGACGACUAGUGUUCUUAAUGAAAAAUGUAAGGGUCCGACAGGACAUAAUGAGAGAAGCCAGUGCUCUCCCAACUGGACAACGCAAAAUUCAACAAGGCAUUUAGGAUGCAAAGGCAGGCUAACUGCAAGCAAUUUUGGAGCAGUACUGAAGGCCAAAAGAGUUACUCAAGUCCUUACAAAGCGUCUGCUUGGAGAAUACGAUCUAAGUGGAUUCCAUACCAUUGCAUGGGGUGUUAACAAUGAAGAAAUGGCAAUAAAAGCUUUCACUGCAUUGACUGGCGUAGUACCUGUUAAGGCUGGAGUAUGGCUACCCGAAACUAGUGUUCUAGGGGCAUCUCCAGAUGGACUAGUAGGCGAUGAUUCUGUCCUUGAAUGCAAAUGCCCUUAUACUCACCGAAAUGAGACCAUUUUGGAAGCUGUCAAAGUUAAGGACUUGUGCUUGGAGAGCAAAUAUGGACAGUACGCCCUUAAGACUAGUCAUGUCUAUGACAGUGCUUACUUGGAAGCUCCC